Messenger RNA from Plasmodium gonderi, 1341 nucleotides. Its product is annotated as nucleoside transporter 4. The record is from RefSeq and is a predicted model, not a curated record. The transcript is spliced from 2 exons. Lineage: Eukaryota; Apicomplexa; Aconoidasida; Haemosporida; Plasmodiidae. The coding region runs from base 1 to 1341 and encodes 446 amino acids.
AUGGAAAAAAAACACACGUUGGAGCCUGGGGAAGAGGCAAAAAUUCGAGCCAUUUUCUUUUUCAUAGGACUACUGCUAAGCUUACCCUCACACGUUAUAGUUAAUGUAUCCUUCUUGAUAAACCACAUUUAUGAUGAGGAAAUUUUUGUAACAGUGAUGGGGAUAGUAUCUGGAUGUAUGAUUAUAUCAUCAUUUUUUCAGUUAACAUUUGAAAGAACUUCUUUUAAAUCGAUAAUGAUUUUUAAUUCUUUAAAUACACUUAAUAUGUUAGUACUACUAGUAUGUAUAUGUGUGUGUAAAGCAUCAAAAUAUUAUGUAUAUGUUAUAUGUGGAAUUAUUGGAUUGUUUAUUGGUUAUUUAUAUUCUUCUUGUACAAAAUAUUCACUUCUUAUGGCUAUAAAAGUAAAUGGAUAUAUGAUAACAGGAAUUAGUUUUAGUUCAUUAUUUUUUUUUGGAAUUAAUUUAUUAAUGUCUUAUUUUACAAUUGAAGAUGGAAAUACAAGCUCCUAUUACAAUGCUAUAGCUUUAUCUAUUGGAACAAUUGUCCUUAUCGAAUUUUUUAUAAUUAUUUUUAUUAUGUAUGUUCAAAUUACUUCCCCUUUCUUUAUUCAACAACGUCAAAAAAUAGAAUUAGAAAUAUGCAAAAAUGCUAAUAAUGAUAAACAGUUAAGUGCAAUUGAAAAAGGGAAAAGUAAAAAGCAGAAAAGUACCUUAUCUACAUCUGAUCUUAAAUCUAAAGAUUCCACUGUUUCAUUGUCUUUUUUGAAUGUUUGUAAAGACAAAUUUGUAAACUUCAAGAAUAUGUUUAAUUGCGCUAAUAUUUAUAAUGGCUAUAGUUUGAUUAAAUAUUACUAUGUUUGUCUCAUUCCCAUAUGUUUUUCCAUUUUUAUAUCCUCCACCGUGUACCCUCACAUGAUUCCCAAUAAAUUAGGAAAAGGAGUUUAUAUAAAUUACUUAUUCAUGUUUUUAUAUCAACUAAGUGACAUGUUAUUCAGCCUUAUGGUGACUGUCCAUUUGAAUGCCUUCAACUUUUUGAAACAGAAAUAUGUUGUCGUCAUGUGUUUAAGCAGAAUCAUAUUGUUAGGAAUUGCUUUCAAUAUAAAAAAUUUAGAAGAAGGAGAUUUUAUGCACUCAAACGGAUUUGUAGCACUCAUUAUAUUUUUAUUGGGUUCUACAAAUGGAUCUCUUAUAAAUAUAAGCUAUGCCAGAAUACAUGAAUGUUUCGAAGAACCAAACACCAAGGAAAAAAAUAUUGCCGUUUCUUCUUCCUUCUGUGCACUCUCUCUCUUAAUGAGUUUUGCUUUGGCCCCGUGGUUCUGCAAAGCAAUCAUAGAUUUGUAA